UGGGGCGACCGGGAAAAGUCCGCGCUGUUGGAACUAUAAUUAUUAGCCCGACCGAAAGGGCUCAUUUUCUUCGCCAUGCCAUACAAACUCUGAAUGCAGGGAUUUGAGUGUGAGGUUUGCGGGCGUCUUUGAAGUUUGGCUGAGAGCUUGGACUAGAUUCAAAACCGCAUCGCUUCCUAGAUCGGAUGCUCGCUGAUACCUGCUGUGUCUGUUCUUGACUUCGGAACUUGUGUCAGGCGCCCUGCUGAAGACGCGUUCUUCAUCUCGUGGCAUCGCAAAAAUUGUAUGACGUUGCAAGGCAACAAUAAUGAUCAUUGGCAUUCCUAUCUCGGAUUUGAAUUAGAGAUUGCAUCUUCUCCUGUGGAUUUAUUCUUCAAUUUCAUGUCGUAAGCAUGGGGUUCGUUUGGAUCCUCAUCGCUCUAACUGGAAUAGGCACCAUCGCCAAGCAAACAGAAGGAGCGUGCAUCUAUCAAGGCUCACUGUAUGCGAACAACACCUCGUGGAGGCCAGACAGCUGUCAAGACUGCACCUGCCACAGUGACAUUGUCAUCUGCAAGGCCGUCCAGUGCCACAACCCCAAAUGUGACUUCCAAAGGGGGGAGCGCUUGAGAAUAGCGCCCAGCAAGUGCUGCCCUGAGUGUUUCCCACAGUCCAGCGACUCUUGUCAGCAUGAGGGAGCUGUCUACGGGCAUGACACCCAGUGGAACAGUUCCAGCUCGCCCUGCUCGGUGUGCGUGUGUUCCCAGGGGAGUGUGUCCUGCAGUCCCCCGCCUUGCCCGGCCCUGAGCUGUGGCCCCGACGGCAGCCCCUUCGUCCCCGCGGGGGAGUGCUGCCCCAAGUGUGCCCGCCACGGAGCCUCGUGUCCAUGGGAGGGUAAGGAGUAUCGGGAUGGGGAGGAGUGGAGGCCCGGCCCCUGCUCCAGGUGCCAGUGUCUAGCCGGACACGUCCAGUGCUCCACGGCCGAGUGCCAGCCAAUCACCUGCAAGCUGAGUGAGAACCUGGUCAUCCAGCCUGGACGCUGCUGCCCACAGUGUGUGCCCAACCCCUGCCUGGCAUCGGGCAAGGAGUAUAAGCACGGAGAGCAGUGGCAGAAGAACAGCUGUACCACGUGUGUGUGUAACCAGGGCCAGUCCCAGUGCCAAAGCCAGACCUGCCCCAGACUCACCUGUGCCAAGGGGGAGACCAAGGUGAAGCGUGCAGGCCAGUGCUGUGAGGAGUGUGCGGCGGCCAAGGGCACCUGUCUGUACGAGGGGGCGGUGCGUUACCACGGCGACAUGUGGAGCGGUAGCGGGUGCGAGUUCUGCCUGUGCGAGCGCGGCCAGGUGCUGUGCCAACGCGCCGAGUGUGGACGACUGCCGCCCACCUGCCCUGCGGGGGAGGAGCUGGUCCACCUGCCAGGAAAGUGCUGCCCGGAAUGCAAAGCCAAGCUCAGUUCUUGUAUCUACACCCCUCCCAAGCAACAGGGUCAGACAAAGCCAAGUCCAGCACAACGUCUGGCCGACAUGGAGAAGGUCACUGAGGGGCCGUGUCGUGAGUGCCAGUGUCGGGACGGGGAGGUGACCUGCUACCAGCCCUCCUGCCACACCUGUCCCCUGGGCAUGCUGGCCGUCCCUGUGCAGGGACAAUGCUGCCCAGAGUGCCAAGAGGUGGCGUGCCAUCAAGACUGCAUGACGUGCUCCAGAAGCCCAGAGCACUGUGACAGCUGUAAGGACCCCGGAGCGCUGGUGUGGAACGGCCGCUGUGUCCAGACCUGUCCCCAAGGGCACUACUCCAGUGGCCGCGAGUGCAAAGCCUGCCAGCCGGGCUGUGCCACCUGUGAGAAUGGUUUUGAGUGUACUUCCUGUGGAGGCGCUCUGCUGCUGAGGAACAGGCAGUGCGUGGCCACCUGUGAGCCGGGAUUCUUCCAGGACCACACACAGUGCCUACGCUGCCAUGAGUCGUGCUCCUCGUGUAGAGGUUCCGAUGAGAACUCCUGCCUCUCCUGCUCUAGCGCCGCCCUGCUGCUCAGAGAUGGACGCUGCGUGGCGGACUGCGGCGCUGGCUUCUUUUCCAGUGGUGGAAGCUGUCAUGCCUGCGAUCCCACCUGCACUACCUGUCAUCCUGACAACCCCAGCUGUCUCAGCUGCCCCCCAGACCUGACGUUGCAUCAUGGGAAAUGUAUUUCGCAAUGUCCGGAGCACCACUACAAAGAUGGCCACGGCAGAUGCAGAGCAUGCCACAGCUCCUGCCUGUCGUGUUCGGGCCCGGCGGUAUCCCAGUGCUCCUCCUGCUCCGCAGCACUGGUGCUGCACCGCGGCCAGUGUGUGGAGACCUGCGGAGAGGGACUCUACUCCAGAGACAGAGGAUGCCACGCUUGCCACUCCACCUGCAGGGCGUGUGUGGGUCCUGACGCGUCUGACUGUGUGCAGUGUCUGAAGCCUGAGGAGGCUCUGCAGCCCCUGCGUCCCCAGCUGCCCCACGGCUCCUGCGGGGCCCACUGCGGCCCACACGCAUACCUGGACCCAGAGCGCAUCUGCAGAGAGUGCCAUGAGUCCUGUGCCCAGUGUUCUGGUGGCGGUGCCCAGGGUUGUACCUCGUGUGCCCGGCCGGCAGUGCUCUUCCAGGGCCAGUGCCUCCACUCCUGCCCCCCUGGCUUCCACGCUCAGGAACGCACCUGUCAAGCUUGCCAUCCAUCGUGCCAGGAGUGCAAUGGUCCGUCCCAGGCGGACUGCACCGCGUGCCCCCCUCACUCCGCCCUGCACAACGGGUACUGCCGAAGCAGCUGCGCCGAGGGACAGUACCUCACCCCAACUGGACAAUGUGCAGAGUGCCGUAGUGAGUGCCAGCGGUGUACUGCGGACCUGCGUGCGGGCGUGGGCACGGUGUGUUUGUGGUGCCGGGUGCCCCGUACCCUGCUGCUGGGGGACAGCUGUGUGACCCAGUGUCCCGCCAGGCACUACCAGUGGCAUGGAGCCUGCAAGAAAUGCCAUUCGUCUUGCGAGAGCUGCACUGAGGAGGGCCCCUCCGCCUGCACGUCCUGUGUGGCCCCUGGCAUCCUGCUGCCGUCAGGCCUCUGUGGGGGUCGAUGCCCAGCUGGUUACUAUGCCGACGGGGAACGCGUGUGUCGAGCGUGCGACAGCCAGUGCCUGACGUGUGAGACGGCCGGGGUGUGCACCUCCUGUCGGGACCCGGCCAAGGUGCUGCUGUUCGGGGAGUGCCAAUACGAGAGCUGCGCGCACCAGUACUACCUCAACACCACCACUCGCACAUGCAGAGAGUGCGACUGGAGCUGCAAUGCGUGUCGAGGGCCACUGCAUACGGACUGCCUGCAGUGCAUGGAGGGCUACGUUCUACAGGGGGGCGUGUGUGCCCCGGGAUGCUCCGCCGGAUACUAUCAGGACGGGGAGAGAUGCUUGAGCUGUGAUGACCACUGCGAUCAGUGCCAUGGGCCCGGGCAGUGUGACCGAUGCCAGGCUUCCUACGCCAGUCUGCUGGGCCAGUGUGUGCGGGCGUGUGGGCCUCGUCAUUACCUGGACAGCACUCAGCAGCAGUGUUCCGCAUGCUCUGCGGGGUGUCUGCAGUGUGGAGGGGAGAGCUGGUGUUCUGCAUGUGAGGAGAAUCUCUUCCUGAAAGACGGAGCCUGCACCCCGGACUGCGGCCCUGGUUCCUACGCCGACUGGAAAGCACAUGUCUGUCAAGCCAACACACGGCCUCCCGUGCUGCACGUCAACGGCUCCCUGUUGGUCCCGGCUGGCGGGGUCCGCCCCCUGGGGGUGUGGUUACUGAGGGCGGAGGACCCGGACAGCCCCGCCCACAACCUGCUGCUGCAGCUGCUGCAGCCGCCCACCAACGGGCUGCUCCUGCGUCUGCAGGAGGGGGCGGAGAGCACGCUGCACCGCGACCAGACCUUCACCAUGGCCGAGCUGAGGCAGGGGGACAUCCGUUUCAGCCACAGCACCGACAAGCCACUGAGUGGACAGUUCACCUUGCGCGCCGCUGACCCUCAGCUCUUCUCCCAACCAGUGGCAGUACCUGUUCAGGCCGUCUCUCAACAGCCUCCCGUGGUGCUGACCAACCGGCCGCUGGUGGUGGACGCGGGCCAGUCGGCGGUGCUGUCCCGGGCCACCCUCCAGAUAGACGACCCCGACAACCCUCAGGACGUGCUGCUGAUGCUGCUGGAGCCCCCGCGCCACGGACGCCUCUCCCGUCUCCACGGCGACCCGCGGCCCCUCACCCAGUUCAAGCUGGAGGAGCUUUGGAGGGAGCACGUGCAGUACGUCCAUGACGGAGACGCCUCUUCGUCCUCCUCCUCCUCCUCCUCCUCCUCUUCUUCUCCCAUGGAUAGCCUCCUGCUGCAGGUCAAUGAUGGACACAGCUACCAGAACAUCCAGCUUCUCGUCCACAUCAACCAGAAGAAUGCCAACACCCCUCAUCUGCUGUCCCUGCCCAUGACCUGGGUGAGAGAGGGAGGCAUGGUGCAGAUUUCUAAGAAGUACCUGCGGGCCGAGUACAAGGGCUCCAGUGAUGCGGAGAUCCUCUACACCAUCGUGGCUCCAACUGGGGCGCCCAAAUACGGUGAGGUGUUGCUGGUGCCUCUGCCGGCCGAUGGCCCUGUCAUGGGUCUGCAGUCUCUCCCUGAGGGCGCGGACUCCACACCCACCACCUCCUUCACCCAGCAGGACGUCAACGAGGGCAUCGUGUGGUACCGUCACCUGGGCGCCAGCACGCACAGGGACACCUUUCACUUCCAGGUGUCGAGUGAGGCCCAUCCGGACACCCUGAGCGAUGAGCAGACCUUCACUAUCGGAGUGGUGCCUCAGGUGCCCGGCAUGCCCCAGCUCUCCCACGGCGCCGACCUACAGGUCACGGCUCUGGAAGAUCGCGUGACGGUGAUAACCUCCACCUCGCUGUCCUUCGUGGACUCGGAGACGCCUAGCGACAAGCUUAUCUACAACAUCACUAAGCCCCUCGCCCCAGGACACGGUAUGCUGGAGCACAAGGACAGACCCUACAGUCCCGUGCGGCUCUUCUCCCAGGCUGAGGUGGACCAGGGCAAGAUCCUGUACCGCCCGCCCCCGGCCCCCGCACACCUGCAGGAGCUCUACCAGUACUCAUUCAGCGGUCUGCCAGAGUCGGUGAGCGUCCAUUUCACAGUGUCGGACGGGGAGCACACUACCCCUGAAAUGGACUUUGCCAUCCUGCUCCUGGCCAACCACCAGCAGCCCCCAGUCUUCCAGAUCCUCGACCCCCUGCUGGAGGUCACCCUGGGGGGCAGAGCACCAGUCGGAGGUCAGCAGCUGGCAGUAACCGAUGCAGACACGGCCCCGGAUGAGCUGGUGUUUGAGCUGGUGGAGCCCCCAGUGCACGGCACCCUCCUCAAGGUGGACUUCAGCUCACAGACCCCCAUGCGCACCGGCGACCUGUUCACCUUUAGCGACAUGACGCGCAACGCGCUGCAGUACGAGCACGCGGGCCUGACCUCCGAGGACGACGCCAUGACCUUCACGGUGACCGACGGCUCCUCCAUGGCCACCACCACUGUGCUGGUGGCCGUGGCCGAGGUGGCCGGCAACGCGCCCCGCCGCGACCCGGGAGCCCUGCUGGCCCUGGAGGUGUCGGAGAAGAGCAGCACCGUCAUCACCCGCUCACACGUGGCAUACAAGGACGACGUGUCCCCGGACGAUAAGAUCCGCAUCCAGCUGGUGUCUGUGCCCAUGUACGGCAUCCUGGCCCGCAGCGGAGCCGCCGCCGACCCCGAGGAGCUCACCGAGUACUCCUCCUUCACCAUGGAGGACAUCAACCGACACCGCAUACGCUACAUCACGUCCUACGAGACCGGCAGCCAGCCCGUCACUGACAUCUUCCAUUUCAUCGUGUACGACGCGGAGAACAAUCGCCUUGACAACCAGAUGUGCACCAUCACAAUCACGUCAGUGGCCCGCCAGCCGCCCGUGGUCACUGUGCACAGUGGCAUCAAGGUCCAGGAAGGAGGUAGGGUUCAGCUGUCAGCCAAUCACAUCAUUGCAUCGGACCCGGACACGCCCAAGAAGGACCUGUUGGUGUGGCUGCUCAACCCCCCCAAAUACGGCUUCAUAGAGAACACUAAGAGAGUGGGUUCGUCCGGUGGUGCUCAGGUCAUCAGCCCUGAGGUGCCCUUCUCCAUGGAGGACCUGAACGCAGACCACAUCUUCUAUGUGCAGAACGUGCAGCAGGCCAACGUCCACCAGGACAUCUUCAGCUUCUACAUCAGUGACGGCUCCAGCCAGACCGAGGCUUUCUUCGUCAACAUCGACAUCCAGCAAAGCAAGGAGGACAAAGUGCCCAUCGUGUCGGUGAACAGCAUCCAGGUGGAGGAGAACUCCGGGGUGGUCAUCACCAACACCUCCCUCAACGUGAAGGACCAGGACACCCCCGAGAACGAGAUCAUCCUCACCAUCACCCAGAAGCCCUCCUAUGGUAAGCUGCGGCGUCGCCAGUUCUACUCCCAGCCGCUGGAGAACGGCCGCGUGCUGAGCCAGGGCUCCACCUUCACCUACCAGGACGUGCUGGACGAGCUGCUGGUCUACACGCCCGACGGCCCGGGCGUCCACGUCGACGAGGUGCGCUUCUCCGUCACCGACGGCGUGCACACCGAGUCGGGCCGGCUGGAGUUCACCAUGGACACCAUCGUCAAGAAGAGCGAGACGCCCAGGGUCACCAUCAACCGCGGCCUGCAGAUCGCAGCCGGUGCCUCAUCUAAAAUCACGGAGCAGCAGCUGAAGGGCACAGAUGUGGACUCGGACCACCUGAAGCUGCGCUUCACCUUGACCAAAGACCCCGCCGCUGGCAAACUCCAGCUGGCCAAGGGCGGGGCCAAGGUGCUGCUGUCGGCCCGCGGAGCUGUCAAAAGCUUCACCCAGGAGGACAUCCACAAAGGACUAGUGGAGUAUGUCCAUGAGAAGGGUGAGAACGGCGGCAGCUUCUCCUUCAAGUUUAACCUGCAGGACCCGGAGGGCAACAAGCUGAUUGACCAGUCCUUCUUCAUCAGCGUGCUGGAGGACCGCCUGCCCCCCUCGGUGACGGUGAACAAGGGCCUGGUGCUGGACGAGAACUCUCUGAAGAAGAUCACCACGCAGCAGCUGUCGGCCUCCGACCAGGACAGCGAGCCCAGCGAGCUCAUCUACCGCCUCACCAAGCAGCCUCAGCUCGGACACCUGGAGCACGUCACCAACCCAGGCACGCGCAUCACCACGUUCUCCCAGUCCGACCUGGCCUCCCGUAGUGUGCAGUACGUCCACACCAGCGAGGAGGAGAAGCACUCGGAUGACUUCACCUUCACCGUGUCCGACGGCUCCAAUGAGAUCUCCCAGACGUUCUACAUCACCAUUCGCCCGGUGGACGACUCGUUGCCCCUGGUGCACGUGCCAGGCAUGCGCGUACAGGAGGGGGUUCGCAAGACCAUCACAGAGUUCGAGCUGAAAGCCACCGACGCUGACACUGAGGAGGACUCCAUCACCUUCACGGUGGUGCAGCCGCCGCGCCACGGCACCAUCGAGCGCACCAACAAUGGGCAGCACUACCGGCAGACCAGCACCUUCACCAUGGACGACGUGUACCAGAACCGCAUCAGCUACAACCACGACGGCAGCAACUCGCUCAAGGACCGCUUCACCUUCACCGUGGCCGACGGCACCAACAUGUUCUUCAUGGUGGAGGAGGGCGGGAAAGAGCUUGUGACAGCAGCUCCUCAGAAGUUCAAGAUCGACAUCCUGCCAGUAGAUGACGGCACUCCUCGCAUCGUCACCAACCUGGGACUCCAGUGGCUGGAGUACAUGGACAACAAGGCCACGAACCUCAUCUCAAAGAAGGAGCUACUGACAGUGGACCCAGACACAGAUGAUGGCCAGCUGACCUACGAGGUCACCACUCCACCCAAACAUGGCUUCCUGGAGACCAAACUCAAGCCUGGGGCAGCCAUCACCUCAUUCACACAAGCGGACAUUAACCUGGGCCUGAUCCGGUACGUGCUAAAGGAUGGCGUGGACCAGGAGACCAGUGACAACUUCAAGUUCCUGGUGAAGGACAGCAAGCCCAACGUGGUCAGCGACAACAUGUUCCACAUCCAGUGGUCGCUCAUCAGCUUCGAGCACAAGAGCUAUAAUGUGAUUGAGAAGGCGGGCACCGUGGCUGUGACAGUGAAGAGGACGGGUAACCUGAACCAGUAUGCCAUCGUGCUGUGCCGUACGGAACAGGGCACUGCCACCUCCACCUCCAGCGUGGGCUCUCGGCCUGGGCAGCAGGACUAUGUGGAGUACGCUGGACAGGUACAGUUUGAUGAGCGAGAGGACACUAAGGUCUGCACCAUCGUGAUCAACGACGACCAGGUGUUUGAGAACAUCGAGAGCUUCAACGUGGAGCUCAGCAUGCCUGUGUACGCGCUGCUGGGCCCGGUGACCAAAGCCAAAGUGGUCAUCAAUGACACGGAGGACGAGCCCACACUGCAGUUCGACAAGAAGACCUACCAUGUCAACGAGAGCACUGGCUUUGUCUUCGUUCCUAUUGAGAGGAAAGGAGACACGAGCAGCACUGUAUCCGCUCUCUGCUACACCGUACCCAAGUCUGCCAAGGGCAGCAGCCCUCAUGCCCUGGAGUCCGGCUCCGACUACAAGACCCGCGGCAUGAACCCCGACAACCGCGUGAUCUUCGGGCCGGGCGUGAGCAUGUCCACGUGUGACGUGAAGCUGAUCGACGACAGCGAGUACGAGCUGUCGGAGGAGUUCGAGCUGGUCCUGUCCGACUCCUCGGACAACGCGCGCAUGGGAGGCAUCACCACCGCCAAGGUGGUCAUCGACGGACCCAACGACGCAUCGACCGUCUCCCUGGGAAACGCAACGUUCACGUUUAGUGAGGAUGCAGGUACCAUUGAGAUCCCGGUAGUGCGGCAUGGUAGCGACCUGACCUCGGUGGCCUCUGUGUGGUGCGCCACCAGACCAGCCGACCACGACUCAGCCACUCCUGGAAUAGACUACAUCCCCAGCUCCAAGAAAGUGGAGUUCAAGCCAGGGGUCACAGAGGAGACGUGCAGCCUGACCAUCAUGGAUGAUGUGCAGAACCCCACCAUCGAGGGCUCCGAGUCCUUCGUGGUGUUCCUGAGCUCUCCGCAGGGUGCCGUGCUGGUGGAACCCCACGAGGCCUCUGUCGUCAUCACAGACACCUUCCUGGAUAUUCCCAGCAUGCAGUUUGAGAAGGUGAAGUUCACGGUGAAGGAGAAGGAGGGUGUGCUGCACAUCCCCGUCGUGCGCACAGGGGACCUGUCGUACAAGUCGUCCGUCCGCUGCUACACGCGCACCAUGUCGGCCAUGGUGAUGGAUGACUUUGAGGAGCGGAGGAACGUGGACGAGUCUCGGGUCACCUUCCUGAAGGGCGAGAGGGUGAAAAACUGCACGGUGCACAUUAACGACGACUCUGUGUUUGAGCCGGAGGAGGAGUUUCAGGUACACCUGGGGUCCCCACAGGGUGACCACUGGGGCGGAGCCAUGAUCGGUGUGAAUGACAUUGUCACUGUCACCAUCACCAAUGACGAAGAUGCCCCCACCAUUGAGUUCGAGCAGGCCUCCUACCAGGUCCGCGAGCCCCCGGGCCCGGAUGGGAUCGAGGUGCUCAAUAUCAAGGUGAUCCGCAAAGGAGACCUGGACCGCACCUCCAAGAUCCGCUGCAGCACCCGGGACGGCUCAGCCCAGUCCGGAGUGGACUACAACCCCAAGAGCAGAGUCCUCAAGUUCAGUCCGGGAAUGGACCACAUUCUGUUCAAGGUUGAGAUUCUGUCCAAUGAGGAUAGGGAGUGGCACGAGUCCUUCUCAUUGGUCCUUGGCCCGGAUGAUCCCGUGGAAGCUGUGCUGGGAGAGAUCACCAUGGCAACAGUGACUAUUUUGGACCAGGAGGCUGCGGGAAGUCUUAUCCUGCCAACUCCACCAAUAGUGGUCUCCCUGUCCGACUAUGACAACGUGCAAGAGGUCACCAAGGAAGGCAGCAAGAAGACCCCGUCUCCCGGCUACCCUCUGGUCUGCGUGACCCCCUGCGACCCCCACUACCCCAAGUACUCUGUCACCAAGGGGCGCUGCGAGGACGCCGGCAUCAACCAGACCUCCAUCCACUUCAGCUGGGAAGUGGCCGCCCCGACAGACGCCAGUGGUGCCCGCUCGCCCUUCGAGACUGUGACCGACACCACGCCAUACACCAGCGUAAACCACAUGGUCCUGGACAGCAUCUACUUCAGCCGGCGCUUCCAUGUGCGCUGCGUGGCGCAGGCGCGGGACAAGGCGGGUCACCUGGGCACGCCGCUGCGCAGCAACAUCGCCACCAUCGGCACCGAGGGCUCCAUCUGCCACACCCCCGUCACCACGGGGACCGCCCGCGGCUUCCAGGCGCAGUCCUUCAUCGCCACCCUCAAGUACCUGGACGUCAAGCACAAGGAGCACCCCAACAGGAUCCACAUCUCGGUGCAGAUCCCUCACCAAGACGGUAUGCUCCCCCUGGUGUCCACCAUGCCGCUGCACAACCUGCACUUCCUGCUCUCCGAGUCCAUCUACCGCCACCAGCACAUCUGCUCCAACCUCGUCACCAUCAAGGACCUGCAGGGCAUCUCAGAGACAGGCUUCCUAGAUGAUGUGUCCUAUGACAGCAUUUCCCUGGGCCCUGGCUAUGACCGGCCGUACCAGUUCAACCCCGGCGUGCGGGAGCCCAAGACCAUCCAGCUCUACAAGCACCUCAACCUGAAGAGCUGCAUCUGGACGUUUGACGCCUACUAUGACAUGACCGAGCUCAUUGACGUCUGUGGCGGAUCUGUCACAGCCGACUUCCAGGUGCGGGACUCUGCCCAGUCCUUCCUCACGGUGCAGGUUCCUCUGUAUGUGUCCUACAUCUACGUGACUGCCCCGCGAGGAUGGGCCUCACUGGAGCACCACACAGAGAUGGAGUUCUCCUUCUUCUACGACACCGUGCUCUGGAGAACAGGUAUUCAGACUGACAGCGUGCUAUCUGCCAGGCUCCAGAUCAUAAGGAUUUUCAUCAGGGAAGAUGGGCGCCUGGUUAUCGAGUUUAAAACACAUGCCAAAUUUAGAGGCCAAUUUAUCCCAGAGCACCACACGCUUCCUGGGCACAAGUCCCACCUCAUGGCCCCAGACCACCUGGGUGGCAUUGAGUUUGACCUGCAGCUCCUAUGGAGCGCCCAGACCUUCGACUCCCCUUAUCAGCUCUGGAGGGCCACAAGCUCCUACAGCAGGAAGGACUACUCAGGGGAGUACACGGUUUUCCUCAUCCCCUGCACCGUGCAGCCAACCCAGCCCUGGAUAGAUCCUGGCGACAAGCCCUUGUCCUGCACCGCCCAUGCCCCAGAGAAAUUCCUGGUACCCAUUGCCUUCCAGCAGACUAACCGUCCAGUGCCCGUGGUCUAUUCGCUCAACACAGAGUUCCAGCUCUGCAACAAUGACAAAGUGUUCAUGAUGGACCCCUCCACUGCUGACAUGUCCAUGGCUGAGAUGGACUAUAAAGGAGCUUUUUCAAUGGGUCAGACACUCUAUGGCAGAGUGCUGUGGAACCCAGAACAGAACCUGAACGCGGCUUACAAGCUGCAGCUCGAGAAGGUAUACCUAUGCACAGGGAGAGAUGGAUACGUUCCCUUCUUCGACCCGACAGGAACGCUGUACAACGAAGGCCACCAGUACGGCUGCAUUCAGCCUAACAAGCACCUCAAGCACAGAUUCCUGCUGCUGGAUCGUAAGCAGCCAGAUGUCUGUGAUCGCUACUUCCAUGACGUCCCAUUCGAUGCCAACUUUGCCUCUGACAGCCCCGAGUUCCAGUCCAUGGGUGCAAUGCCUGGUGUCGAUGGCUUCACAAUGAAAGUCGAUGCCCUUUACAAGGUUGAGGCUGGUCACCAGUGGUACCUACAGGUCAUCUACGUCAUCGGACCUGAGUCCAAAACCAGCCCGCGGAUCCAGCGCUCGCUCACCUACCAGCUGAAGCACGGCGGCCGCAGCGGCAGCCCCCACAGCAGCAGCAGCAGCAGCCUCGUCAGCCGCCGCAGCCGUAGCCGCCGCGACCUGGUGGACCGCUCGGGCCACCUGACGCUGGACGAGUCGCUGAUCUACGACAACGAGGGCGACCAGGUGAAGAACGGCACCAACAUGAAGACGCUGCGGCUGGACGUGGAGCCCGCCGCCACCUUCAACCGGCAGGUGGGCAGCUCCAUCGGCGGCGGCGUGGCGGCCAUCACGCUACUGGUGCUAGUGCUGCUAGCCACCUGCUUUGUGUUCCGGAAGUGCCGCGGUGCGGGCGCCGUGGGCGGUGGCGGCGGCAAGAAGAAGAAGAAGGCAGAGGAGUACCCGCUCAACACCAAGGUGGAGGUGUGCAUCGAGCGGCUGGAGAAGAACCUCAACGCCGGCAAGCACUGCAACGUCAACGUGCGCAACGUCAACCUCCUCCACAAGAACCACGCCGACGGCUACAAGGUCAACGGCGUCAAGGUGAAACAGGUCAACCUGGAGGUCAAGCUGCACAACAACUUGAACGACGGCACUGAAGUCUGAUGAUCCUUUUGUUUUUCUUCUCCUUCACCGAGAGUAUUUUAUGGAAAUCCUCCCCCCACCCGAUCGCCCGUAUCCCCCCCCCUUAUUUUCUACCACUGUUUGUAAUUAUGAGAUGAGAUAUUAUUAAUGUAUUUUUAUACG
Engraulis encrasicolus (European anchovy) is the source of this 12683-nucleotide messenger RNA. RefSeq names its product Fraser extracellular matrix complex subunit 1 (gene fras1). The transcript has 74 exons. Lineage: Eukaryota; Metazoa; Chordata; Actinopteri; Clupeiformes; Engraulidae. The coding region runs from base 393 to 12542 and encodes 4049 amino acids. Gene Ontology annotation, biological process: homophilic cell-cell adhesion; anatomical structure morphogenesis; cell communication. Gene Ontology annotation, cellular component: membrane. The record is from RefSeq and is a predicted model, not a curated record. Gene Ontology annotation, molecular function: protein binding; calcium ion binding.